Molecule: messenger RNA, 1571 nt
Organism: Rhincodon typus (whale shark)
Lineage: Eukaryota; Metazoa; Chordata; Chondrichthyes; Orectolobiformes; Rhincodontidae
Gene: tmem126a
Product: transmembrane protein 126A
Exons: 5
Coding region: 188-790 (200 amino acids)
Biological process (GO): mitochondrial respiratory chain complex I assembly
Cellular component (GO): mitochondrion
Source: RefSeq, a predicted model, not a curated record
UGAUCAACAUGUCUGCGUGCUGGAGUUUGACAUAAUGUGGAAUAUUAAUAUUUGAUAAAGAUUAAUGUUUCAAGUGUUGUUGUGAUAGUGUAUAAAGUCGUGAAAUUGUUAUCUUCAUAACAGUGUGCUCGGCAGCUAUUAUAUUUGUUCACUGUAGAACUUAAGGGUUCACGCACAGGUUUCAAGAAUGGCGGAUAAUACAUUAUUUACUGGUAUAUCCAACCCAAAUGUCAUGGAAAUGCUUCUCGAACGGUUUCAACAGCUUCCAGAAUUAGACAGAAAGUUUUUUUCAUAUGGACCCAUCUACCUUGGGAUAAAUUCAGCAUUUGCAGGUUUAAUUGCCAACAGUUUCUUUCGAAGAAUACUCAAUAUUGCACAGGCUCGUUUUGCUUCCAGUUUACCAAUGGGAAUUCUUCCAUUCCUGACUACAGUAGCGGGGUAUAAUGCUGCUGUAUCAAAGCCUUUGCUUUCAGGUGAAAUCAAUUGUCCCACAUGUGCCCUAGUUAGAGGAGGAUUAGUAGCUUCUCUUGGAGGAGGCUUGUAUCCUGUUCUCCUGGCCUUACCAAUAAAUGCUGGCCUUGCAUCACGAUAUAAUACAGCCCCAAUGCCACAGAGAGGAAAUAUAUUACGAUUCUGGAUUACUGUUUGUCAGCCAGUUAUGAGGAAACUGAGCUUCAUAUUAAUCCUCCAAACUCUCUUCGGAGUCUAUCUGAGUUCCAAACACUAUGCAAUUUACGUGAAAAUGUUGGCACUUCCUCCAACUCAUACAGAUCCCAAACUAAAUGCAUAAAUUGGAGGAAAAGAACAAUGUAAUUUCUUCAGGACUCGCCAACGUAGUUUGACACUGGUGAAUGCAUGAUCGUAAGAGGAGGUAAUUUGUGAAUUUAGAAUUACAGCGCACAACCAAAUAUGAUCAAAGCCACAAAGGCAGUGAUUCUACAUUACUGUUUUUUUUGUCAUCCUGUAUUUGUGACCAUACCAGCCCUGCCUCAAUUGAUAACACCUUUGCCUGUGUGUCAUAAGGUUUCAGAUUCAAGACCCAUUCCAGAAUCUAAGCUGAAAAAUUCUGACUCUGACACUCCAGUACAGCACUAAGGGAGUCUUUUGGCCAAGUUGUUAAACUGAGUCCUCAUCUGAGUGCUCAGGUAGAUUUAAAAGACCCCCUGGCACUGUAUCAAAGAAAAGCUGAUGUGCUGACCAAUAUUAAUCCCUCAAUCAACAUUCAAAAAUAUAGAUUGGUGUUUGUUAUCACAUUGCUAUUCUUGGGAGUUUGUUAUGCACAAAUUUGCUGUAAAGUGCUUAGAGAUACUGGCAGUUUUUGAAAAGUGCAAUAUAAAUGUAAGGUUUUUAGCCAUUAAGUCCAAGUGCUGCAAUUGUAAUAUAAAAUCAUUUUAAAAAAUUUCUUCUGGCUACACUGUUAAAAUAUGAAACUGAUUCUGAAAGAAAUCUUGAAUGUAAACCAUAACAUGUACAUGCAUUCUUUAUGUAAUCAAGAAACAGCAGCAGUACGGAUGAUUUCCUGGACAUAAUGAUAAUUAAAUUUUCAUACAAUAAAUUUGCUUAAAAUUAAA